UGCAGGACAAGGAGUCAGGUGCAUCUGGGUGUGGGUGGCAGGUGUAGGUUGACGAACCUGCGGAGCCCUCUCAGCCUCCCGCCAGCCAUGAGCGUCCAGUCCAGCGAGUCUGGUCAGGUGGACAUGGAGCAGUCCCCGUCCAGGCUGGCCACUGUGAUCCAGCAGCUGGAGGACACAGUGCUGAGCCCCACAGCCAGCAGGGAGGACCGGGCACUGACCAUACGUGGAGCUGGAACGGCCUCGCCCACCUCCAUGCCUGCUCACAUCCGGGAGAUCGUGGCCAGCAGCCUGGAUCAGGGACCACCAGGGGAGCCACCCGCCGCGGCCCCCGGGCAGGACACGGAGCUGCUGCAAGAUGAGCUGGCACGGCUGGAGGCACUGCUGGCCCAGGCGGGCACUGAGCGGGAGGAGCUGGCCGGGAGGUUCCAGGCAGCCAGCCAGCGGCAGCUGCGGGCCCGGGUGCAGAGCUCGGAGGCACGGCUGCGGAGAGCAGAGCUGGAACAUAACGCAGACCUGGAGGAGGCACUGGGCCGGCUGGAGACCUCGGAGCAGAGGAGCGCAGGGCUGGCACAGGUGAACAGGCUGCUGAGGGCCCAGCUGGAGCAGCUGCAGGCGGCCCAGGAUGCACUGACCCGGGAGCUGGCCAGGACGGCGGGCGGCGAGCUCCACCUGCAGGCCCAGCUGCAGCGGAAAGGGCAAGAGGCCCGGCGGGCACACCGCGGGGAGCCCCGGGACAUGUUCCGGCUGUGGAGGCAGGCGUCUGAGCUCCGCGCACAGCUGAAGGAGCUGCGGGAGGCCACCAACAGGGGCCUGGCCGACCUGCGGGGGGACGCGGCCCACACCGCCCGGCGCCUGCACGCGGCCUGCCUGGGCCUGGACACGCACCUGCGGCGGGCGGCGGGCGGCCUGGAGCAGCAGCUGCGGGACAAGGUGCAGGAGAUGCUAGAGCUACAGGGCCGCUGGGACGCCCAGAAGGUGGCUCUGCAGGCCAGGCUGACAGAACAGACACUGCUUGCGGAGAAGCUCAGGGAGGAGGCCUCUAGCAAGGACAGCACCAUCGCCGCGCUCAGGAGGGAGGCGCAGAAGCUGGAGGCCGGCGAAGGCCGGUGGGCAGUGGACAACUUGAAGGAUGAAGUGUCGAGGCUGCGGCUGCAGCUGGAGAGUAUCCAGCAGGUAGCCCAGGCGGACGUGGGGCUCCUGGAGCCAGCAUGGAGCUCUGGAGACCAGGAGGGGUGGGGGCACCCACAGAGCCCCCCAUGCUCGGUAUCCCCCCUCCGGGCCCCAGCGCUUCGGGCGGUGCAGGUGGCCAAGGAGAAGUGGCGUCAGCGGGAGCAGGAUCUGUGUCUGCAGCUGGAGGCGGCCCGGGCCGAGGCAGCCGAGCUCCGGGGGCAGCUGUGGGGGGACCAGCCGGCAACCAGGAGGCAGCAGCUGGACACAGAGGAGGCACCUGAGCAGGACAGCCAGCUGACAAGGAGUCAGGGCCACAUGGAGCAGCUGGAGGACAAGCUGGCAGCGGCCAGGGAGGCGCUGGCUGAGGCAUGGCUGCAGAGAGACAAGCUGCAGGGCGAGAGGGCCAGUCUGCAGGCCGCCCUGGCGCGGGCCGAGUCCAGCAAUGCGGACCUGGAGCUCCUGGUGUCCCGGCUGAAGUCAGAGGGGGUGGGGCAGAGGGACGCUUUGGCCAAGCUGGCAGGGCUGAUGGAGGGACUGGCCCAGGACAAGGGCGCCCUAGACCGCCAGGUCCUGCAGCUGGAGCAGGAGCGGGAGCGGCUGAGGGAGCGGCAGACGGCACUGGAGCAGGAGCAGGCCGCCACCAGGGAGCAGCUGGCGCAGGCAGAGCAGCAGCUGGAGCUGGCGGGGGCCGAGCGCAGGGGCCUCCAGCGGACUCGGGGUCACCUGGAGGAGCAGCUGCAGCGGCUGGAGGGUCAGGCCUCCCGGCUGCAGCGCGAGAAAACCCAGCUGCAGGAGCGUGUGGGCCAGGUCACGGGCGAGAGACAAGAGCUGGAGGCGCAGCUGGCCCGGUGCCUGCAGGACCAGGACGCACAGACAGACGCCCUGCAACAGGCCCUCAGGGGCAAGGACGCCAUGUCUGAGGAGCGGGUACACCUGCUGGCCAAGCUGGAAGCCUUGGAGCGGCAGAGCCAGCUCGCAGCCAAGGAGGCAGCCGAGCUCAGGGCCGAGAGGGACUCCCUGGAGAGCAGCCUCCUGGAGGCCCAACAGCUGGCGGUGCAGCUGCAGGAACAGAAGGAGCAGCUGGAGGGAGAGGCCCAGGAUGCACGGCUGGCCCGGCAGGCGCUGCGAGGUGCCACCUCCACCCCUGGCCUGCCCACCUCCACCUCUGCUCAGGUCACCCCCAGCCAUCACAAGGGUACCCCCUGGGCAGGAUGCCCCAGUCCCAACCCUGAGAAAGACCAGCAAAAGUUCAUCUGGCUGAAUCUGCCCUGCCACUCUGUGCCCCUCCCUGCCCUGCCCCUCCACGCCUUGCCUCUACCUGCUCACCCCUCACCCUCAUGCCCACAAACAGUUGAAGUGGAGCGUCUGCACAGUGGCUGGGAGGUGCAGGAGGCGGCGCUGCGCUGGGAUGUGGGGCAUCUGCGGCGGCGGCUGGAGCAGCAGGAGCAGGACUCACGGGUGGCCCUCGAGGUCCAGGCUCGGCUGCAGAGGGAGAAGGAUGCCCUGAGCCUGUCCCUGAGGGAGCAGGGUGAGGCUGCAGCCCUGCGUCUGCAGCAGCAGCGGGAGCUGGCGGCCCAGGGUGCGGCCCACAGCCAGGCUCUUCAGGAGGUGCUCGAGGGCCUGAAGCUGGAGCAGGAAGACCGCCUCCUCCAGCUGGAACGUGAGAUGCAGCAGGCGCUGUCCCUGAAGGAAGUGGAACAGAGCCUGCUGAGGGAGGAGUUGUCCAGGGCUCAGGCGGAGCUGAAGCAGGCCCAGCGGGAGGCCCAGAGCCAGCAGGAGCAAGAUGAGGCCACCCUCGAGGCCUCAGCGGCCGAGCUGAAGACCCUGCAGGCCCAGUUUGAGGACGUCAUCUCUGGCCAUGAGACAGAGGCCUCGGCCCUGAGGACACGGCUGCAGGAGGUGGCAGCAGAGAGGAGCAGCGCCCAGAGAGAGGCCGGGGGGCUGCGUGCUCAGUUGAACGAGGCCCGGGCAGAGCUACACAGCAGCAAGGAGCGUCGUGAGGGGCUGCACAGGGAGGUGCGGGAGGCCCGCCGGGCGCUGGACGCCGAGGCCCGUGAGAAAGCCCUGCUGCAGCGUGCCAACGCCCAGCUCCAGGCCGCCCUGAGCACGGCCGAGCAGGAGAAGGCCAGUUUCAGGUGUGCCAAGGAGGAGGCAGAGCAGAAGGUGCUGGUCCUAGAGGAGGCUCAGGCAGCCACCCAGAGGGAGGCCGAGGGGCUUCGGGCCGGGCUGCGGGAGACGGAACAGGCGCGGGGGGAAGCUGUCCAGGAACUGCGGGAGCUGCGAGCACAGGUGGCGCUGCUGGAAGCUGAGGCCCAGCAGCUGCGUGAGGAGCGGAGUCAGCUGCAGGCACAGGGGGCUCAGGACGCGCGGCAGCUGCGGCAGAGCCGGCAGGAGACACUGGAGCUGCAGGCACGGGCAGCCAAGGCCCAGGCCAGCCUGGACGCCGCCCAACAGGAGGUCAAGAGGCUGCAGUGUUCUCUGGCUGAGGCCCAGGCUGGACAGGACGCCCAGGAGCAGCGGCUGCAGGAGAGCCGGGAUGCAGAGCAGAGCCUAAGGGCGGAGCUGGACUCAGCAUCCAGGAAGCUGUGGGAGGCCCGAGGUGUGGUCAAAGGGCUCCAGGCCCAGCUAGAUGGGGCCUGCCACAGGGCGCUCGCCCUGGAACAGGAACUGACCCAGACCCAGGACGCCUGGCGGGACACAGAGGGCCAGCUCGGCCAGCUCUGGGCCACACUGCGGCAUGGCCUGAGGCAGCGGGCACAUGGCCCCGGGACAUCCCCAGCCAGAGACUCCCAGGUGCGCCCUGGGCGGCAGACUGCCAGCCCCACCAGGUCCCGCUCCCCACGCCGGUGGCCCUCACCUGUCUCUCAAGACCUCGGCCCACAGGUGGACGUGGAGGCAGCCGGGGAUGCCAUUCGGGACCUGAUGCAGACGCUGUGGGAGGCCCAGCGGGAGCGGGAUGACUGGCACUUCCAAGCCUCCCUCCUGCGCAGCCGGCUGGGUGAAGCAGAGGAUGAGCGGGCUCGGACCCAGAGCCGGGCAGGGCAGCUGCAGCUGGCGCUGGAAGAGGCUGAGGAAGGCCGGCGCCGGGCAGAGAGCAGAGAACAGGGAGCCCAGGAGGCAGGGGCCCUGAAGGAGGAGGCCCUGAGGAGGCUGGAGGCUGAGCACCUGGCUGGGGCCCGAGCAGCAGCCCAGGACCAGCGAAGGCUCCAGGGACAGCUGGACGCCCUGCGCCAGGCACUUCGUGAGAGCAGGCGACACAGCCAGGGCCUGGCUGAGCGCCGCAGGCAGCUGGAGCAGCAGGUCCGAGGCCUGGAGCACCGGAGCCGGGAGGCCGACGAGCCCCCUCGGCUGGCGGCCAGACAGAAGGAGCAGCCAGACCACAGUCGCCGAAUCCACGUGGGCCAGGCCUCCCGGGCCAGGAAGUGAGCAGCUGUGGACCACCAACCAGCCCAGCCCUGCCCAGCCCAGCCCUGUUUAGCUCUGCCCAGUCCUGUCCAGUUCAGCCCUGCUGUGCCUGCCCUGCCCUUCCCAGCCCUGCCAAGUCCGCCUUGCCCUGC
Messenger RNA from Erinaceus europaeus (western European hedgehog), 4727 nucleotides. It is a transcript of the gene CROCC2, whose product is annotated as ciliary rootlet coiled-coil, rootletin family member 2. The transcript is spliced from 28 exons. Bases 88 to 4596 code for a protein of 1502 amino acids. The record is from RefSeq and is a predicted model, not a curated record. Lineage: Eukaryota; Metazoa; Chordata; Mammalia; Eulipotyphla; Erinaceidae.